Canis lupus familiaris (dog) is the source of this 3010-nucleotide messenger RNA. RefSeq names its product matrilin 4 (gene MATN4). The record is from RefSeq and is a predicted model, not a curated record. Lineage: Eukaryota; Metazoa; Chordata; Mammalia; Carnivora; Canidae. Bases 324 to 2201 code for a protein of 625 amino acids. Gene Ontology annotation, molecular function: calcium ion binding. The transcript is spliced from 12 exons.
GCCGCCGGCUCCCGGGGUGGCAGGAGCAGGGGCGCCGCGCUGGCCCCGCCCCAGCCCUCGGAGGAAAGGGGAUCGCUCCCUGCCCGGUGGGAGGGGUCGCAGCCCGCGCCCCCCCGCCCCACUGCGGGCCCCGGGUUAAAUGCGGCCGCCGCCUCCGCUCGCUCCAGCCGCCUAGCAGUCCCCGGCUUGGGCACGGUGCCUGCGCCGUUACCUGGUCCAAUUGCCGGGGAGGCUCCGCCCGUCGGCUCCGCUCUGCGGCCGCGCCUCCGAGCUGUCGGGCAGGCUCAGGCUCUGACACUUCUGUCCUCUGUCCCCCAAGCGCCAUGAGGGGCCUUCUGUGCUGGCCACUGCCCGUGUUGCUGUUUCUCCUCCAGCCCUGGGAAACCCUGUCCCAGUUUGCAGGUCCCAGGUGUCGGACGGGGCCCCUGGAUUUGGUGUUCGUGAUUGACAGCUCGCGCAGCGUGCGCCCCUUUGAGUUCGAGACCAUGCGGCAGUUCCUGGUGGGCCUCCUCCGCGGCCUGGACGUGGGGCCCAAUGCCACGCGCGUCGGCGUGAUCCAGUACUCGAGUCAAGUGCAGAGCGUCUUCCCGCUCGGCGCCUUCUCCCGCCGAGAGGAUAUGGAGCGCGCCAUCCGCGCGCUGGUGCCGCUAGCCCAGGGCACCAUGACCGGGCUGGCGAUCCAGUACGCCAUGAACGUGGCCUUCAGCGUGGCCGAGGGCGCGCGCCCUCCGGAGGCCCGCGUGCCGCGCAUCGCUGUCAUCGUGACGGAUGGGCGGCCCCAGGACCGCGUGGCUGAGGUGGCGGCGCAGGCGCGCGCCCGCGGCAUCGAGAUCUACGCCGUGGGGGUGCAGCGCGCCGACGUGGGCUCCCUGCGCGCCAUGGCGUCUCCCCCGCUGGACGAGCACGUCUUCCUCGUUGAGUCCUUCAAUCUCAUCCAGGAGUUUGGCCAGCAGUUCCGGGGGCGGCUGUGUGGAAAGGACUUGUGUGCUGAGGGACGACACGGCUGCCAGCACCAAUGUGUCAGCACCCCAGGCACGUUCCGCUGUGCCUGCAAUCCUGGCUACCAGCUAGCUGAAGAUAACAAGAGCUGUUUGGCCAUUGACCUGUGCACUGGAGGGACCCAUGGCUGUGAGCACCACUGCAUCAGCUCCCCAGGCUCCUAUUUCUGUCGCUGCCGAGCUGGCUUUGUACUCCAGCAGGACCAGAGAAGCUGCAGGGCCAUUGACCACUGCGGCUUUGGGAACCACAGCUGCCAGCAUGAGUGUGUCAGCACCUUUGGUGGGCCACGGUGCCGCUGCAGAGAGGGCCACGACUUGCUGCCGGAUGGGAGGAGCUGUCAGGCCCGGGACCUUUGCAAUGGUGUAGACCAUGGUUGUGAGUUCCAGUGUGUGAGUGAGGGCCUCUCUUACCGCUGCCUGUGCCCUGAGGGCCAGCAACUCCAGGCAGAUGGCAAAAGCUGCAACCAUGGGUGCCGGGAAGGCCACGUGGACCUGGUUCUGCUCGUCGAUGGCUCCAAGAGCGUGCGCCCGCAGAAUUUCGAGCUGGUGAAACGCUUUGUGAACCAGAUCGUGGACUUCCUGGACGUGUCCCCCGAGGGCACGCGCGUGGGACUGGUGCAGUUCUCGAGCCGCGUGCGCACCGAGUUCCCGCUGGGCCGCUACGGCACCGCGGCCGAGGUCAAGCAGGCGGUCCUGGCCGUGGAAUACAUGGAGCGUGGGACCAUGACAGGGCUGGCGCUGCGCCACAUGGUGGAGCAUAGCUUCUCCGAGGCGCAGGGCGCACGGCCCCGCGCCCUCAAUGUGCCUCGCGUGGGCCUGGUCUUCACAGACGGCCGCUCCCAGGAUGACAUCUCGGUGUGGGCAAGGCGCGCCAAGGAGGAAGGCAUCGUCAUGUACGCCGUGGGCGUGGGCAAGGCGGUGGAGGAGGAGCUGCGCCAAAUCGCCUCCGAGCCCGCGGAGCUGCACGUGUCCUACUCCCCCGACUUUGGCACCAUGACGCACCUGCUGGAGAACCUCAGAGGCAGUAUCUGCCCGGAGGAGGGCAUCGGCGCGGGUACAGAGCUUCGGAGCCUGUGCGAAUGCGAAAGCCUCGUGGAGUUCCAGGGCCGCACGCUGGGGGCGCUCGAGAAGCUGACCCAGAACCUGGCCCAGCUGACGGCGCGCCUGGAGGAUCUGGAGAACCAGCUGGCCACCCAGAAGUGAGGGCCGCCGGUGGCCGGGAGCCGGGCAGGGGCGCGGCCCCGCGGACUGUGCCCUGCGUGCGCCGUCGGGGCGCCAGGGCUGCGCAGCCUCGGGGCCCCGGGGCCUUGGGCUGUCGAGGAGGGGGCGCUGGCGGGCUCCCAGCGCUGCGCUCGAGCUGGCCUCGCCUGGACGAGAAGCCGAUUGCAGGAGACGGAGGGGCGCGCGAGGUCCGCACGCCCUCGCUGCGUGCUGCGCUCGGUUCUUUGUUGGAUUUCCUUUUUGUUUUCUUUUUCUUAAAAAAAAAAUUUUUUUUUGGUUUCCACCGGAUCGGUUUGUGGGUCUUGCUGUGCCGCCAGGGGGAGGGGAGGCCAGACUCCGCGCGCUCCGACGGCGCCGGGCUGCGUCUCCUCGGAGAAAGGCGCAUUGUGCGGGGGUCGGGCCGGGGGGCAGGGGGCCCGGUGCUGCUUCCCCCGCUUGUUUAUUCAGCCGCGAACAGACGGCUCCUUAUGCGGGCUGCGGGAAGGGAGGGGGCUCAGCGCGAACCCUCGGGGUCUGAGCAAGUCUGCGCCCCUCCAUCCCCCAGCGGAUAGAUGUGUUUCGCUUGGGUUGUAUCUCCCGCCUGUACUACGAAGGAAGAAGAGGAGGUGUGAGCCAGGACUUGUGGCCAGAGCUUCCACUCAGGCUGUGACCCACUCUCUGCACCCCCUCCCCCUAAAAAACAAAAAAAUCCCAAAAAACCCAAACCAACCGUCUAUCAGGCAGGAGCACAAAGCAUGCUAUUUCCCAAGUGCAUGUAAGAAACUAAGAUUAAAAUAAUCCAGCCCUCCAAA